AAAGAGCUGACAUCACUCCUGGUGCAUCACACUAACACACGACUGACGCCACUCCACUGUCCCACAGAGGAGGGGGUUGAGGAAAACAGAGGAGAACCUCUUAAGUUUCCAGUCCAGUGCAGAACUACCACUGACAUGAGAGAGGACACGAGGAAGUGGGAGUAGUGAAGCAGAAAGAGAAGAAUCCUCCAGACAACGCUGUAUCUCGCUACAGCCGAGAGAAGCUUAGACCAAACAUAGAUUCUAUAAGAAUACUGAUUGAUUUUCAGCCCAGAUUGUAGACGUUGAAGCCUAUCAUGAUGGAAGUGGUCCUGACUAGACUGAGAGACUUCUCCUCUAAGGACGCCACCUUUGAUGCCUGUAAGUCAACCGGGCCCGUUGUGUCCAGGGACCCACGGACCAUCAGAGACCCCUGCCCUGAGGAAGGGCUCCGGGUGGCGGGCUGCAUGGCCGGAGUACAAGGCAGCAGCACCUACAAACUGGACAUUGAGAGUGCACUGGCCUGGCUGCGCAGGGAACUGGUGGAGAUGCGAUCUCAGGACCAGGCCUUGAUACGACAGCUGAUGGACCUUCACGCAGGAAUACAAGAGCUCAAGCUGGAGUGUGCCGAAGCAGGGGAGGAGGAAGAGGAGGAUGACGAGACAGAAGAGGAAGGGAGCUGGGACUUUGGUAGUGAGGCAGGGGGCAGUGGUAGUAGUGUUUACUCCAGCUCAGGGGAAGUGGGGUUUUCCAUAUCUCGCCUGUCCACUAGAAUGACUCCACCUCCUCUGGGGCCAUCUCUACCUAGAAGGACUUCCAGCAGAAGAAGCUCCUUGCCUUAAUAAAACCACAAACAGUAGUCUCUUAUGGACCAACCGUGGUCAAUGUGUAGGUCAAUGUCACUGUCAUAUACCACAGUAUCAUCUAUUCUAUUGUCACUGUGUUUGCAAAAAAAAUCGCACAAGCGAAUUUUGAAUAGGCUGCAAUAGAUUCCAUAUAGAACCUAAAGAUAAUAUAUAGAUUUAAGGCUUAGAUUGACCUAAGGCAAUCAUAUCUGCCUAAUGCCUUAUUGUGUUAGGAAGUUGAAAAAGUGUCUGUCUGUCUGUCUGUCUGUCUGUCUGUCUGUGUGUGUGUGUGUGUGUGUGUGUGUGUGUGUGUGUGUGUGUGUGUGUGUGUGUGUGUGUGUGUGUGUGUGUGUGUGUGUGUGUGUGUGUGUGUGUGUGUGUGUGUGUGUGUGCGUGCUCGUGUGUGUGUGUGCAUGUGAGAGAAAAAUAUAUUUUCAUGAGACAAUUGACAGACUGCAGAGCUUACACUUACUAAGUAAGCUGUGUUACUUUUCAACUCUAACUAGACGGAAGAGACAACAACAGCUGCUAUCACUGUACGAAGGUCAUAACGGUAUAAUAGUACAUUUAAGAGAGAAUAACCAUUACUUACAGUAGCAUAUUGACUGUGAUGUCUCAACAAAGGAUUUGUAAAAACUCUUGCAAUAGUGACCAUAAAAGCGAUUUAAUGUCAUUGGCCGACCCAGCAGACUCAUACAACAUAAUGAACGGUCAAGUUUUUAAAAAAUCGCGAAAUAAGGGCAUCAAAGUGAACAAGAUAGGAUACUUCCCCAUUUUCCCAAUUCAACUGAUUUCAAAAGGAGUUAAUCUGUGAUAAAGUGACAACAAUUAUUAUGUUAACGUUUAGUGGACAAGUGGAUGUGUUUAUCCUUGCUACUGUAACUGCAUUUGGGACAGGUACUGUACAUAGUAUGCCAGAACAAUAAAGAUCUAAAAAUUGAAA
Molecule: messenger RNA, 1767 nt
Organism: Salvelinus fontinalis (brook trout)
Lineage: Eukaryota; Metazoa; Chordata; Actinopteri; Salmoniformes; Salmonidae
Product: protein FAM167A-like
Exons: 2
Coding region: 297-821 (174 amino acids)
Source: RefSeq, a predicted model, not a curated record